UCUUCCUUUUUUGCCAGAUGAGCUUGCGUACAAAAAGAAUGCAUGGGCCAAGUGUGUAUAAUAGAUGAGAAACAAUAACACCAUCAAACAGGUUGGUCUUGCCAAGUAGUACCGGUCCGUCGCCACCAACAGACACGUAUCAGCAAUGGGAAUUGUAAUCUUGAUCAAUAACAACAGUAACCCAAUUCACACAGAUCAUAUAUAUAUAUAUAUAUAUAUAUAUAUAUAUAUAAGCCUACAUAGCCAUCCAAGGUCCCAAGCUCAUCACAAUCCAUCCCUUGAAUACCAAAAAUAUAUGUUGAAACCAGUUGUGGGACGUUUAGGAUAGAGAAAGCAGAUGGGUCGAAAACCAGAAGCAAGUUCAAGAAAAGGGUGCAUGAGAGGGAAAGGGGGACCUGAGAACGCUUCCUGCACCUACAAAGGUGUCCGGCAGCGGACUUGGGGCAAAUGGGUGGCCGAGAUUCGCGAGCCUAACCGCGGGGCCAGGCUCUGGUUAGGCACUUUCGACACCUGCCACGAAGCUGCCGUGGCUUAUGAUGCGGCUGCACAUAAGCUCUACGGCUCCGAUGCCAAGCUCAACCUGCCGGAGCUUUUGGCGAAGCCGAAUCGGUUGUCUGAUUCUCAGACAAACACCCACAUGGAAAAUCACAUGCAGAGUCAAUAUAUGUCUUCUGGAGUUACUGAUGAGUCUGUGUUUUGUGACAGCAAGUCCUCUGUUGGGGGUGGUGGUGUUGAUGGUGAGUCCCACAAGGAGGAGAGAGUUGGACUGAGUGAAGUGGGAGGGGAGGGGAUUUGGGGGAAUCUGAAUAACUUGCCGGAGUUUGAUGACUCCUCUAUAUGGGCGGAGGUGACGGCCACGAUGGACUUCGAUCAGGCAGCGGCAGACCCCGGGAUUUUCCCUGCCAUUUUUGAGGUUGGGAAUGGUUCGGAGACCAUGCAGUGUCCAUGGGGUGCUUAAAGCUUCUUCUCAGGAGUUGAUAUAUAUAUAUAUAUAUAUAUGUAUGUAUGUAUGUAUGUAUGAUGUGAUACAUAUACAUAUACUAGUACAAAGAACGAAAAAUAGGAAUAACAAUAGUAAUAUGUUGGGGCCACAAUUGGUCGUCUUUUUUUAAAGGACUGUGAUAUAUAGGGUGGCCCUUGUAUCAAUCCAAGCAUAUAUAUCCAAGCAUAUAUAGGUAUUAACUUUCUCUGCUUGUAAAGUUGUAUGAGUUAUAUAUGCAAAUAUGAGAUGUUUUAGAUGCUUGCA
This is a messenger RNA of Cornus florida, 1246 nucleotides long. Its product is annotated as dehydration-responsive element-binding protein 2D-like. Gene Ontology annotation, biological process: positive regulation of DNA-templated transcription; response to stress. Gene Ontology annotation, molecular function: transcription cis-regulatory region binding; DNA-binding transcription factor activity. The transcript has a single exon. Gene Ontology annotation, cellular component: nucleus. Bases 338 to 958 code for a protein of 206 amino acids. Lineage: Eukaryota; Viridiplantae; Streptophyta; Magnoliopsida; Cornales; Cornaceae. The record is from RefSeq and is a predicted model, not a curated record.